GAGCCUUCUUCCUGUUUCCGCGCGUGCAGUCAGAGGAGCCCGGUAGUGUUACGGCGCAUGCGUAUGCUGUAGUCUAGGGACGAGAGAAAUAUAGCCCUUCUACAGAUGUGCAUGUGGAGAUACUGCGUGGUAGUAACAAUAUCAUAUUACAAAUAAAUUCCUAGUUAAGAAGAUCUUGACCAGUUUAUCACGUCUUUGGAGAGGUUGAUGGCUUGAUUUGGCAGGAUCUCGCCUGAGACGGACAGUCAGCUUCAGCCAUUCAGGGACACAGGGAUUCGUAGAAUGGAUGGGAGGGACAGCGCGACCUGCCCAAUCAGAAGCGGGCAUUCGAUUUCCUUGCAUCUCUUCGAGUUCCUGCUCGAUUAGGAUGCCGCUGCAGGAGCAGAAAGCGAGCACAAGAAGCUGCCACAUACUGAGUCAGACACAUGGUCUGUCAAGACAACUAAUGGGUCCUUAGUGCUCUGUAGUUAUAGCCCUUGCCUUGAUGUGUUUUGGAAGCUGAUACAUGCUGCACACUUAGCAUCAGGAAGCCUGAAGUCAGUGGAGAGUGAAAAGUCAACCUUCUGUGUGGUUUGUGCUGGAGGCCCAUCUCAUCAUGGCCCUUACUCUUGAAACAGAAUCCCAGAUCUAUCGCUCUCUCAGGGCUGUCUUUGGUGCUGCUGCACACUUCGUCUCAGUUGGAUUUACAGUCUUUGUAGCUGUGGUUGCGAGACCUGGAUCAAGCCUUUUCUCCUGGCAUCCUCUCUUAAUGUCGCUAGCGUUUUCCUUACUGAUGACAGAAGCCCUGCUGGCUUUCUCUCCAGAGAGCUCUCUUCUCCGGCCCUUCUCCCGCAAGGCCAAGAUCCGCUUCCACUGGGCUUUGCAGCUGCUUGCCCUCAUCUGCGCAGUGCUGGGCUUGGCUUUCAUCAGCUACAACAAGUACAUCAAUGGGAAAGCCCACUUUGCCACCUGGCACAGUCUGACUGGCUUGUUGACUGUACUGUAUGCUAGUAUACAGUGCAUGGGGGGGCUGGUUCUGCUCUACCCAAAGCUGAUAAAGAACUGGAAGCUGGCCAAACUGAAACUCUACCAUGCCACAUCAGGGCUGAUUGGGUAUCUACUUGGCUGUGCCAGUCUAAUGCUGGGCAUGUGUUCUCUGUGGUUCACCACAUCUGUGACAGGAAUCUCCUGGUAUCUGUCUAUGCUCAGCCCUGUCCUCACCAGCCUGGUUAUCAUGAGCCAGGUGAGCAAUGCUUACCUCUACCGCAAAAGAAUUCAGCCAUGAAAGCCAUCCUGGAACAACCGUCCUGAGAUGCCUUGACUAUUUCUUGCAUUGCCUUUGAGUCCAUGGCCCUGCAAGGCACUGAAACUGGAGAAUUCCUUUUUACUUGCCUGUUGCUUUAUACAGUCUUUUAUAAUCUGGAUUUCUAAUACUUCAAAUGCCCAUAAUGUUGAACCCAAGAUCGUUGGCACCUUCAGUAUCUAAGCAGUAUUUCCUUCUGUGUGACUAUCUCUGGAGAUUUGUCCUUACAAAGGAUGAGCGUUAGCCUCUUUGGAACCUGUUGCUGCUAGAAGACCAAUGUAGCCGCUGCUCAGUUUUCUACCCAGCCAUCAGAAUCUAAAGGAGUCCGAUCCAAUAUGUAGACUUGCAACUCAUCUUAGCCUCUGCUGCAUUAGUGGAAAACCAAUAGAAACUUGUAACAUUCCUUCUGUGUGAGCAAAGUGGUGGAAAGGGCUGGCAUUUCCCUUUUCAGAUACUUUUUUUAAUAAAUAAAAAUGCUUUACAGUUA
Messenger RNA from Heteronotia binoei (common prickly gecko), 1769 nucleotides. RefSeq names its product transmembrane reductase CYB561D2. The transcript has 5 exons. The record is from RefSeq and is a predicted model, not a curated record. NCBI's taxonomy places the organism in Eukaryota, Metazoa, Chordata, Lepidosauria, Squamata, Gekkonidae. Gene Ontology annotation, molecular function: transmembrane monodehydroascorbate reductase activity. Gene Ontology annotation, cellular component: endoplasmic reticulum. The coding region runs from base 596 to 1264 and encodes 222 amino acids.